This is a messenger RNA of Oncorhynchus kisutch (coho salmon), 2886 nucleotides long. Its product is annotated as activin receptor type-1-like. Gene Ontology annotation, cellular component: BMP receptor complex; plasma membrane. NCBI's taxonomy places the organism in Eukaryota, Metazoa, Chordata, Actinopteri, Salmoniformes, Salmonidae. The transcript is spliced from 11 exons. Gene Ontology annotation, biological process: protein phosphorylation; transforming growth factor beta receptor signaling pathway; cellular response to growth factor stimulus. Gene Ontology annotation, molecular function: transmembrane receptor protein serine/threonine kinase activity; ATP binding. Bases 230 to 1738 code for a protein of 502 amino acids. The record is from RefSeq and is a predicted model, not a curated record.
GUUGUCGCGCUAGAACUGCACGACCCAACAAGAAGCCUGUGGGUGGUGGUCGGUUCGUUCAGCCUUUUUAUAGUAAAAGCAACUGAACUAACUAGCACGCUAAUUUGGAUUAGCCCUACCCAAAUCAGUUAAUUAAGCCCAGGAGAUUUGUAGAGGCCAGACUGGCUAUGUCUGAGCCCUAAGGCACAGCAGAGCAUCCCAACUGGACCACUACAAUGCAGUGAACCAAAUGGGUCGUUGUGUCUUUCUGUUCCUGCUGCUACAGACCCUGCAGACAUUGGCCGAAGAUGGCCAGUUGCUGUGUGUGUGUGAGGGCAGCGGCUGCCUCAACUCCCCCCAGUGCGAGGGCUCUCAGUGCUACUCGUCGGUGGCGGUCAGUAGCCAUGGGGCCGUAGUAACACGGGGCUGCCUGCAGGGAUCAGAGAAGACCCGUUUGAUCUGUUCUACGGCCUCCUCCCUCAGCCAUGCCUUGCUCUGCUGCUCCAGCUUCAUGUGCAACCGCAAUACUACCGCCAGCUCACUACUGCCCCUCCUCGCUACAGCUCCAGAAGAAGAGCCUGUGAGGUAUCGUGUGGAGACUCUGGCCCUGUUUGUAUUGGGUCCAGUAGUGAUCCUUACCCUCCUGUCAGUCCUAUCUGUGUUGGGCUGCAGGAGGCUGCACCACGGCAGGCUACAGCGACUACAGGAGUUUGACCCAGAACAGGAUGCGAUUGACGGACUCAUCACCUCUAAUGUUCGGGACAGCACUCUGGCUGAGCUGUUGGACCACUCCUGUACGUCAGGCAGUGGUUCAGGCCUGCCCUUCCUGGUCCAGAGAACUGUGGCCAGACAGAUCAGCCUGAUGGAGUGUGUAGGGAAGGGGCGUUAUGGAGAGGUCUGGAGGGGUCAGUGGCAGGGGGAGAACGUGGCUGUGAAAAUCUUCUCUUCCCGGGACGAGAGGUCAUGGUUCAGGGAGACUGAGAUCUACAACACAGUGCUGCUGAGACACGAGAACAUACUAGGCUUCAUGGCGUCAGAUAUGACGUCUCGUAACUCCAGCACCCAGCUCUGGCUUAUCACACAUUACCAUGACAACGGCUCGCUCUACGACUACCUCCAGAGGGUUCCCGUGGAGACGGGGGAGGGCCUAGCGAUGGCGACGUCGGUGGCGUGCGGUUUGGUGCACCUGCACACGGAGAUCUUCGGCACCGAGGGGAAGCCGGCCAUCGCUCACCGAGACCUGAAGAGCAAGAAUAUACUGGUGACCAAGGAGCUACGCUGUUGUAUAGCUGAUCUGGGCCUGGCAGUAACCCACUCCCAGUCAGACAACCAGCUGGAUGUAGGAAACAACCCCAAGGUGGGCACCAAGCGCUACAUGGCUCCUGAGGUGUUGGAUGAGUCCAUCCAGACAGACUGUUUUGAUGCCUAUAAGAGAGUGGACAUCUGGGCCUUCGGUCUGGUGCUGUGGGAGAUCGCUAGGAGAACCUACAGCAACGGUAUUGUGGAGGAGUACAAGCCUCCGUUCUAUGACCAGGUGCCUAACGACCCCAGCUUUGAGGACAUGAGGAAGGUGGUGUGUGUGGAACAACAACGACCGUUCAUCCCCAACCGCUGGUUCUCCGACCCUACCCUGUGUGCCCUGGUGAAACUGAUGAAGGAGUGUUGGUACCAGAACCCCUCGGCUCGCCUCACAGCUCUGCGCAUCAAAAAGACCCUGAACAAGAUCCAUAGCUCCCUGGAGAAAGGAAAGAAGUUGUGAGGAGAGGAAAGGAGGACGACUGCCAGAGGAGCGAUAGAAAGAAGGCAGGAGAGUAGAGAUGCCAGAUCAGAUGGACACAGCUGCUGCUACUGAACAUGAAUGUUGAUAUCCUUAUUGGCUGAAUGCUGAACUGAACUACUUGGUCACUCCGUGUGAGAGAUGGUGUUACCAUAGCCUUACCCUGCUUUAAAGGCCUGUACACGCUGCAGGGGUCAAGGCUGGGGCUCAGACCCUCUACACACACGCACUUCUGCCCAUUUGUCGUUUCAAUGUUCAGCCAAUCAUAUUAUGUUGCUCUACUCAGACAAUCAGAUGUGUAUUCCAAUGUAGCUACACACACGAACAAAGACACACACAAUCUUGAGUUCAGUUACACAGGAACAGAGCCAAUAGGAUCAAAUGAACGCUGUGGUUGUGAACUCUAUAUUAAAAUAUUUAUGUAGUGUGCUUUAUGUGUAGGGUGGGACUAUGAUGAUUUGUAAUGUUAUGAUUAGGAGUUGGUCUUGGUAAGGGAAAACUGAUUACAUUACAAGGAAACUUUAUGUACCCAUGUAAAUGCAGAUUUUUGGCUGGUAAGACAUUGUGUAUUUACAAAGGAAGUCAGGAGACAUGCCUCCACAUGCUUUGAAUUGUGAGCUGUGAAUGCAUUACAGUUAUAAAUAUUGGAACCACAUACUGAUUCAGUAUUGUAUGCUUUGUAGAAUUCCACCCAGUGCUCUUGAUUUACUUCAGACCUGCGCCAUGUUGGCAGAGUUUUCACCUUGACUGGUUUCAAAAGUGAAAAACUCUCCCAACCCAGAGUGCAGCCUUUGAGGCCCUAAGCCAGAUUUGGUUGUGGGGCCCCCCACCUUGCGACUAAACAUUUUAUUGGCCCCCCCUCUUUACGGAGGAGAGAGAAUGUUUUUUUGAAUGUGAUUUUCCUGUGUAGUAGCUGUUUGGAAUUUCAGCCUGUUUUGGUGGAAGUUUCAACCUUCCAUGGUGACAUCACCAUGUGGUAAAUGUGUUAAUAGACCAAUAAAGAGUUCCAAACCUCUCCCAAUAACACUUUUAGUUUUCCACUCAGACAGUGCUAGUAAAGUUUUUUUGCUUUAGAAAGUGCUCUUGCUAAGAAGCUAUUUUUGACCAUUUUAAUUAAACAAUCACAGGUA